Messenger RNA from Tauraco erythrolophus (red-crested turaco), 9558 nucleotides. The record is from RefSeq and is a predicted model, not a curated record. NCBI's taxonomy places the organism in Eukaryota, Metazoa, Chordata, Aves, Musophagiformes, Musophagidae.
AUGGACAAAGCAGCUGAAGUCACGUGGCAGCUGGAAGAUUCACCUGGCAAAGCAGGACAGCAAGAGCAAAGCCCUGAUGAUGGAGACAAAGCAGAAGUGCCAGGACAGAACGCACACAGCAAGGACAAGCCACCCCAGAGCCAUUCUCUCCAGUGGGAGACUCUAGGAAGACAGUUUGUGGAGUAUGAGCAGGUGGCUCCAUUUCUCAUCCCAGAGGAGCAACAGAGGAGGCUGCUGGACUUUCUUCCCCUCUUCUUAAAGGUCUGGGACGAGUCUGCUGGAGUAAUCGUAUUCCCCAACAUUCAGCUGUUAGCCAGUGAGGUUUCCAAGCUUCUGACAAAAGAAAUUAAGAAGAACCUCAAUGGCAAACCUGCAGAGGAAGCUCGUCUGGCUUUGGAGCAAUUGCUACAACAGAAAGGGGAAACGGAAGAUGGCCAUUUGCUCCUGAAAUCAGUGUAUCUGCUCUCACAGACUGACAUGAGAACUAUGUGGAACAUCAUUGGAUCUGGCCUUCCAGCUGCUCUGAUGCAGUGCCUGUACCUUUUCUUUACUUUUCCUCUGAAGAAAACCAGUGAUGAUGAAAAGACAAGUGAGGAUGACACUCAAACUCAGGAAAUGCUUGUUAAGAUAAUGAUUAACAUGUACAGAGAGGAACAAGGUGUAGAGGAACUUCUGGCAGCUGAUAAGCUUCAGUCAUUAAUUAUAGCAACUGCUUCGCUCUGGGACCAGUGUAGCCACUCAUGGAAAGUACCUGCAGGCCGUGUGCUGAGAACAAUUUCAAAGGCUCAGACGAAAAACAGCAUUGUGUACCUACAAGCUGUGGACUGCAUUAAAAUAGCUAUUCAGAAUCUUUUUAAACUGACUGAUACUCUACCUGCUUGUGAUGUGUGUGAAGCUGCUAGUAUUGUCUUGUGCUUUGUGAAAGAUUCCUAUCCCAUAUCAUCAGCUUUAUUAACAGAGUUUGAAAAUAAUGAUGGCUAUCAACUCCUGCUAAAAAUUUUACUCAGAUGUGAGGGGUUGCAGCAAAAUGGAGACCCUUAUCUGGAUGAGAUCUUGGACAUGCUGACGUGCCUUACAACCUGCGGAAAAAAUGAACUGAAAGUUUCUGGCAAUAUUGUACACCCGCAAUUACCGCACUUCAAUUUUGAACAGACACGGUCUUCUGGAAUGACAGUGAAAAACCUCCAGGCCUUUCAGGUGUUGCAGUCUGUUUUCCAGAAAAGUAAUGAUCAGCACCUGUGCAGAAGAAUCUUGGGAGCAAUUGGCACCAUAUGGGCCUGGGACACAGUCAACUUCUUUCUUCUGGAAUGGACACUACAACCUAUCAACCAGUUUACUGACAUAAUCAAUUUCAAACCACACCCAGUCCAAGUCCAGUUCUUUAGACUGGUGGAGUCUAUAGUGCUAGACCUAUCCUAUGUGCCCCAUGAAAUUUUGAAGAAGGUUCAGUAUUUGAUAAAGGAAAACGUAGUGCCAUUUUGCACCUUAACAGCUCUCAGGUGCCUUCUCAGCAUGACCAAGAAGGACCUGUUAUUCAGCGACAUAUUCCGUGACUCUGGGCUCUUAGGGCUACUGCUGGCACAUUUGAGGAAGCAAGCCAAGAUCCUGAGGAAGUCAGCUGGAACUCAUCUGCCUGGUCUGGAAGAAGGCACUGAGAAGGAAUUAAAUGCUGUGAUGCUGAAGAUGGUGGCUGCCCUUACAGUGGGGUCUGUGAGGAACGCUGUUGUUCUGAAGGACUAUGGAAUGGUGCCAUAUAUCAAGAUCUUUCUGGAUGAGGAGUGCUACAGGAGUGCUACUCUCAGCAUCUUGGAGCAGCUAUCAGUCAUCAACUAUGAAGAAUAUAUGAGCAUUAUUAUUGGGGCCCUCUGUUCUUCUACUCAAGGAGAGUUACAUCUGAAACUAGAUCUGCUGAAGUCACUCCUGAGGAUACUGGAGAGUCCCAAGAGCCAUUCAGCUUUCAGAACCUGCAGUGGAUUCAAUGGACUCUUAUCCCUUCUCUCAGACAUGGAAGGUGCAUUGCAGGAUCCUCCAUCUGGGCUGUGGGCAGCAGUUGGACAGAACUGCAUAUUGGAGCUUGUUUUCUACACGCUUCAGGGGAUAACAGCAGCCCUGCACCUGGACCCUGUUAACAGCAACUUCUUCCAGAGGAACGGUCUGUUUGAGAAGAUGGCAGAGGAUCUUGAGUCACUUGGAUGUUUCUGGACACAAGGGGAACGGCAAAUCCCUCUGAGCCUUGAGAAGACAAGGACAUUUGCAGAAUUCUUGGAUGCAGCUUUCUGCUCUUCUGAACCUUUUCCAAUGUGGCUAAAGAACUGCAUAUGGAUUCUGAAUUUUCUUGAUCAUAUGGUCAAAGGAACCCUCCAUCUAGAGAGCUACUUUAAGGAGAGAAAGCCAGAGAUGGGAGAGGCAUCAAGAGAUGAUCAGGAGGGACCCCAAGGUCAAGAAGAAAGACCAGGCAACAAAUUACCUAUCUCUGCCUAUAGGCUAUGGGGGAGUCCUGAAGAGAAGUGGGAAAAGAGAGACUGUGUCAUUGUACAUCCAGGUGCUGUCUGUGUUAUGGUGAGGUUGCUGCCAAAGCUGUACAAAGAGGGACAUUCUCAGCUUUCACAGGAAAUCCAAUGUGCUGUGGUUGAUCAUAUCCAGUCCCUGGUGAAGACAGAGAAGAGUCGCCAGGUGAUGUGUGGAUCUGGCUUGCUGAGCACCAUCCUUACUUCCUGUCAGGAUGCCUUCCACAAUGAAAGCCAUCCACUGCAUCUGCCCCUCACUAGAGUAUUUGAGAAGCUUGCAUCACAGGCUAUUGAGCCCAAUGUGUUAAGCAGCUCUCCUUGGGUGUCUAAGGGAUCGGCAUUGGCACUCCAGACUGCAAUGAGUCUCAUUUCCAUGACAUCACCUCGAAACUUCCAGCUCCACAGCACUGCUUUGGCCCCAUCGUUUGUGGAGUUUGACAUGGCUAUGGAAGGAUACGGGUGUUUAUACCUCCCUACCUUGGCCACUGUCAUGGGACCCAGUGCAGAGCAGUCUGUCUCAGGAGGAAUUGGCAUGGGCACCAGAAUGUUCCCUCCCUCCAGUGGCCUGACUCUCUCCUGCUGGUUUCUGGUUAGCAAGUUUGGUUUGGUGCACAACAGUCACCCGCUUCGUUUCCUUACGGUCGUGAGGCACAUGUCAAGAACAGAGCAAGAAUUUAUUUGCUUUUCAGUUAGCUUCUUUCCGCAGGACCAUUCCUUGGUCAUUUCCACAGAAGAAGUGGAAUUCCAGCCACUCGAUAUCAUGGAACCUGAGGGUGAGGUCCUAACUACCUCCCCAUUUCCAGGGCAAGUUCAGUUUGGCUGUGGCAAGCUCCUAGUCACUGGCCAGUGGCAUCAUCUCGCAGUGACAGUCGCUAAGGAAGCAAAGAAGAACUGCAUUGUAUCAGCUUAUAUAAAUGGUCAGAUGCUUGGCUCUGCAAAGAUGCAGUAUCUCCAACCUUUGCCAGGUAGCUGUAUUUCCAUGGAACCCUCUUCCUUUGUUGAUGUCUAUGGGUACAUAGCUACUCCUCGAAUAUGGAAACAGAAGUCGUCCUUGACCUGGCGCCUUGGCCCUACAUACUUGUUUGAAGAAGCUAUCUCUGUGGAAACCAUGGAUGUGAUUAAUAAGCUCGGCCCACAGUAUUGUAGCAAUUUCCAAGCAGUACAGCUUCAAGGUGAGGACAAGUACAGUGAUCAUAAUCCUACACCUCUGGUGGCGGAAGAUAAGAUUUCUUUUGGAAUCAAUGCCAUGUGUUCAUCUUUCACUACGGUCCAAGAUAUAAAGAGCUCCUACAAUGAAGUGGAUGGCCGUCUGGUUGCCAAAGAGAUUGGGAUUAACUCGCGGGACAGUUCAACUCCGAUAUUCCUAGCUAAGAAUAUUGCUGGACACCUCUCAGGUUCCUUGCGGACUAUUGGGUCAGUUGCUGUGGGCCAAUAUGGGGUAAGAGUGUUCCAGUCCUCUCCAGCAGCUACUAGCCUGAACUUCAUUGGAGGCCCUGCCAUUCUCCUGGGUCUCAUUGCUAUGGCCUGUGAUGACCACACCAUGUAUGCAGCUGUCAAAGUCCUGAACUCUAUCCUGAACAGCAGUCCAAUGAGUGAAAAAUUGAUGAGGCACAUCCAUGGAUACCAGUUACUGACCUAUCUACUGAAGAGGAAGACACAGCUGCUAAACAACAGGAUUUUACAGUUAAUGUUCUCCCUGGUGGGCACAGCUGAGCUUGGCUUUGAGUCUUCAGUCAUCAAGAAUUACAGUGCGUUCCAGUAUGUUCUCUGCAACUUCGAGCUUUGGAUGAGAGCACCAGAAAAUCUUGACCUUGCUCUUUUUUCACAUCUUGUGGAGAUCUUGCAGUCCUCCAGAGAUAGAUGUCAGAAUGCUGCAAUUGCCUACCAGGUGCAAAUGGUGCCCAAGCUCAUCUUCCUCUUCAAUGAUCCUGAAAUCAGUAACUCCAGGAUCACUGUGGCCUGCACUAUUCUCUCCCAUCUCUUGCAAGGAUAUUUUAAUACAAGAGAUGUUCUCAGGAUUGGCUUGUUCCUUGUUUACACUUUGAAACCUUCUUCUGUGGAUGAAAAUCAGAUUUGCGUGGACAGUGUGGCUGAGAUGCCCAAUGAAGCCUUAAGCCAAACAUCUGGAAAGACAAUCUGGCUUCGAAACCAGUUACUGAAAAUGCUGUUAGAUGUAAUGUACUCAGACAAACUUCAACUGUCCUCUGAGGAACAAGAGGAGACAUUUUUGGCGCUGGGGCCAGACUGGUUUCUGCUGUUUACACAGAGCUACUUGCACUCUAGCACAGUUGUGCUAGGAAUCAGACUACUUCUAUGCUUCCUCCACAAUCGUUCUCUGCUGAAAAAAUUCAAGGAGGGGAUAGUGGCUGGGCGCUGGCUGGAAAACAGCUCUGCGGGGCUGAGUAUUCUAAUGGAUAAUUUAAAAACUCAUCCUCCAGUGCCUGACAAUGGCUCCUUCUUGAUUUUUGGAUUUUCUGUGUUGCAAAGAUGUUUGACUGAUCAUGUUCACAUCCCUGAGAUCUACUUGCUCGUGGCAGGGCUUUUUCUGGCAACUCCGCAGUCUGAACCACCUGAGGCAGCCAAGAAAGAUCUUGAGUGUAUGUUGCAGUGGAUCUUGCAGCACCACCUGACAGAGAAUGUCCUCAAAAUUGGGUUGUGUGCCGAGGCAGCUGCUUUACUGCUGGAAAUGGUUAGAGUCACUGUGGAUAAGCCUAUUGCAGAUACAGAAGCCUCCUGGGAGAUUUCCUAUCCAGGGAAUGUUAUCCAGUUUCUGUGCUUGAUCUAUCAGAGUUAUACCCAGGACCCCAUGUGGCACUGUCCUGACUUCUUGAAAACUUUGGCUAUGGUUGCUUUCCAUUCUGGACCACCUAAGGCUUCUCCAGAGGAUGCCACCAGUGAGCAGAAGAGACAUUUUCAGACAAAAGUUUUGCUGUCUGCUAUGGAUGUCUUCCAUGUUACCAGCCAAGGCGAGGGCAAAACAAGACCAAGAGGGAGCAGUGAUCCUCAUGGCACUUCAGAAUCAACUGCACCUGUAUCCAUGACAAAUAUUGCUUAUUUUGCUCAGAAGCUGGUUGAGAAGCUGAACAGCAGAAUGUUUGUUGCUGACUCCAAGCAAAUCCUGAUCUUCACAGCCAGACAGAUUAUGAGGGUCUUAGAAAGCUCCGUUUCUCAAAAGGAAGUUUUCCUCAGUGUCCUGUACAGCUGUCUAAACAGAGCCAUCCUAUACUGCCUAUCCAGACCACAACAGUCGCUGCCUGAACAGUUUAAUGUCCUGAACACUCUCAAUGCCCUACAGGAGCAUUGGGACGUUAUUUUUGCAACUUACAACUCAAUUAAUAAUUUUGUCGUCUGCCUAAUGUACUGCCUUUGCCAGCUGAAUUUGGGCAGCUACCCAGAAGGUUUUGGGGUGGAUGCAAAACCGAAGCUAGCUUCGUAUCACCAAAUUUUCCUCGCACCCAGUGAAGAGGAAAAGGGCAGCCUGCCUACUCCAAACGAUGGUAACUUAUGGCACGAGAUUCUGAGAACAGUAGAAAUCAUCUGGAAGCAGCUCCUUUCUCAGAGGCGGCAGGCGCUGGAGGACACUUACAAGAUGGAUCUUUCGGUAAAAGGAAAUGACAAAGAACGGGACAUGAAGAUAAUGGAGAUCACGCCUUUAUGGGAAGAAAUUAUGACAAAAGCUUGGCAACACUUCAUAGCAUCUGAAAAGAAACUUCUCCAGAAUAAAGCAGGGCCAGGCCUGUCACAGAGCAAGCACAAUUCCUGGAGUGAAAGCCUCUCUACAGCUAUUAGAUUGAUGCCUGGCCGAAACACAAAGGAAACAACGUGCAAAUCUGAGGGAUUUGUGUCAUGUAUGGAACGGUACCGAAGAAUUGGGCAGGAGCUGUAUGCCUCUUUGUACAAGAACCACAUACAGAUGCUGCAGUGUGGUUACAGCAAAGCAGCCAAAGACUGGAUGAUACUUGAGGAACAACUUUUCUACAGAAGGGGCCCAUGGGGAGAUGCAUCACGAUCCUUAGAGCCACGAUGGAUUCUUGAUUGUUAUGAAGGGCCUUCACGAAUGAGGAGGAGGAUUCGGCAUGAGAACACCAGAGCAACAAUGGUGCGAAUGAAGAGUGAGGUUCUCCUAGCAAACAGAAAUGAAACAACCACCCCUUCUGAAGUGAAUCCAGGAGAGCUGACAUUAAAUGGAGCAGAAAGAGAGACGGAUAAGAAGGGAUCAGAUUGUAACCAGCUAACGUUCUUCCCUGCUCUACAUGAAAGUUUCCAUUCAGAAGACUUCUUGGAACUGUGUGUGGAGAGACAAAUUAUAUUGCAGGAAUUUGCAGAGUGUGAAAUGGUCACAUUCAAGUGCUCUGUGGCAGUUGUGCAAGGGCACACAGCAUUGGAAGGAGUGCUGCUCUUUGGUAAAGAGCACUUUUACAUCUGUGAGUGCUUUGUGUUAUCCCCUCUAGAAGAAGUCUACUGUACACGUCACUGCUUAUCCAGCAUCAGUGAUCCAUUUAUUUUCAACUUAUGUCAUAAAGAUCAUGCUGUGGGAGAUCAGAUGUGUUCCCGUUAUUCAUAUCGUGAUAUAAAAGAGAUUCAUCUGAUGCGCUAUCUUCUGCAGGAGAUCGCCUUGGAAAUAUUCUUCAAAAAUGGUUACUCCAGAUUUCUUGUCUUCCAUGACAGUGACCGAAAUAAGAUAUUUAAAAGGUUUUGCUCUUUCCAACCUGCUUUAAAGUCAAAGGGGAUAACAGAAGAGUCCCUGAAUAUAAGGAAACACUCAGGAGGGGAGAAGACAAUGCUCCAGAAGUGGCAGAAAAGGGAGAUCAGCAACUUCGAUUACCUCAUGUACCUGAACACAUUGGCUGGCCGCAGCUACAAUGAUUACAUGCAGUAUCCUGUGUUUCCAUGGGUCCUUGCUGACUACCACUCUGAGACUCUAAAUCUUACUAAUCCUCAUACAUUUCGGGACCUGUCAAAGCCCAUGGGAGCACAGACUGUGGAGAGGAAACGCAAGUUCAUCCAGCGCUACAAUGAGGUGGAGAAGAGUGAGGGAGACCUGUCAGCCCAGUGCCAUUACUGCACUCACUAUUCAUCAGCAAUUAUAGUGGCAUCUUACCUGGUCCGAAUGGAGCCGUUUACCCAGACCUUCUGUUCUCUGCAGGGCGGGAGUUUUGAUGUUGCAGACAGGAUGUUUCACAGUGUCAAGAGCACAUGGGAAUCGGCAUCAAGGGACAAUAUGAGUGAUGUCAGGGAACUCAUUCCUGAAUUCUUUUACUUGCCAGAGUUCCUAACCAAUGCAAAUCGCUUUGAACUUGGCUGCAUGCAGGAUGGAACAGUGCUGGGAGAUGUGCAGCUUCCUCCUUGGGCAGAUGGGGACCCCCAUAAAUUCAUUCUUCUGCACAGACAGGCAUUGGAAAGUGACUAUGUCAGUGCACACCUCCAUCGCUGGAUAGACCUGAUUUUUGGCCACAGGCAACAUGGCUCAGCUGCAGUGGAGGCAGUUAACACCUAUCAUCCUUACUUCUACGGAGACAAGAUGGACCUCAACAACAUUAAAGAUCCUCUGAUUAAAAGCACUAUCCUGGGUUUUAUCAGCAACUUCGGACAGAUACCAAAGCAGCUCUUCACGAAACCACAUCCAUCCAGGAAUGUCCAAGGGAAAAGUUCAUCAAAAAGAGAGACUGUGCUGUCCCUUCACUCAAGUGGAAUUCUUCCUCCUUUUAUGAGCAGCCUGCAAAAUUUGAAGCUCUCACCAGUUACAAUAAAAGAAUUAACUAUGUUUUUUGUCUUGUCAGACUAUCCCAAGGGAGCUAUUGGGCACAUUGUUCAUACUGAGAAAGGCAUUCUGGCUGUUGAAAAAAAUAAAGUGUUGAUUCCUCCUCUUUGGAGCAAAACAUUCUGCUGGGGAUUUGAGGACUUCACCUGCUGCUUCGGCAACUAUGGGUCUGAGAAGAAUGUGACUACGUUUGAGUGCAUGGCAGACUGGGGAAAGUGCCUCUGUGCUGUAUGUCCUUCAGCAACUACCAUAAUCACAUCUGGAACAAGCUCAGUUGUGUGUGUUUGGGAACUCUCCUUGGUCAAGGACAAAGUGAAAAGUCUAAACUUGAGACAGGCUUUGUAUGGGCACACUCAGGCAGUGACCUGCCUUGCUGCAUCUGUGACCUACAGCAUCUUUGUGAGCGGAUCCGAUGACAGAACCUGCAUCAUUUGGGACCUGAACCAGCUGACGUACAUAAACCAGCUUCCUGCCCACAGGGCCAGCCUCUGUUCUGUUGCCAUCAACAAUUCAACAGGUGAUAUUAUCUCUUGUGCUGGAUCUCGCCUGUAUCUGUGGACAGUCAAUGGUCAACUUCUUGCAAGCAUUAACACCACCUGCAGCCCCAACAGCCAUAUUCUUUGCUGCUGCUUUGCUGAAGUGAUGGACUGGGACACACGCAGCAUCAUCAUCACAGGAAGCACAGAUGGAGUGGUGAGGCUGUGGAAGACCGAAUACACCAACACCCCAGACCAAGCUGCUGGACUGAGGCUGCCAAGAGGUACAAUGGAAGAGCCAGGCAACACAGGUAACAAGUGUGGAAAACAUCUUGUUCUCUGUCGGGAACUGAAUCCCAGCCUUGCCUUGACUGGAAAACCGAGUAAGACCAGCCCAGCGGUGACGGCCCUGGCUGUUUCCAGAAAUUCCUCCAAACUCUUAGUCGGUGAUGACUGGGGAAGAGUCUGCUGCUGGUCUGUGGAUGGGUAGGAAGAAAUAGCCAAGAACUCUUGUUUUUUCAGCAUUUUGGAAGGAGAGAAUAUUACCCUUCAGAGCAUGAAAGAAUCAGAAAAACUGGAAGCCUAUGAUUGGGGACUGAAUCUCAAAUGAAUUGUUGGACUGACCCUACAGUCAAGUCUGAUUGAAAUUGGAGAAUGGACUCCAGAGUUGUGAGAGAGACAUUGACAGACAUGCACAUAGACAAUGAGAUUUUGCAGUAUUUGUCCUGGAAAAACUUUUGUAUUUUAAAUGAUAUUUUAGAUACUGAAUUUGACAUAAUACAUUGUAUUUCAUAAAUAAUAGCUAGCAAAUAAA